This is a messenger RNA of Pelobates cultripes (western spadefoot toad), 8173 nucleotides long. The record is from the annotation of a GenBank genome assembly. Lineage: Eukaryota; Metazoa; Chordata; Amphibia; Anura; Pelobatidae.
CUAGAAACAAGUCGUUACAGCAUGGCUCGGGGACUCUGCAUCUCAAUGGCCAAAACAUGGCUUUUGGUUGCCGGUUUCAUUCUGACCGCGCAGAACACAGGUAAGGCAGACUUUCUGUGUCUCCAUCUGGUUUUUCUCCUAUUCCAUCUUUCUUUCUUAUUUUCCUUUUCUUAUAUAUUUUUUUUUUUCAGAUGCAGCAACUACCAGUGCUCCAGGUAUGUAUUACUCAGGAUAACGCAGACAGAAGAGACAAGGAAUUUCUCUCUUCCUCUGCAGGAUGACACAGCAACACAGAUAGAACAAGCUGAAUCUUUGCACCCCCUACCCCUACCCUCUGCAGGUUGGCACAGUGACACAGACAGAAUGAGCUAUGGGUUUCUAGCGCCCCCUGCAGGUUGGCACAGUGAUACAGGCAGAAUGAGCUAAUGGUUCAUAGCGCCCCCUGCAGGGUGGCACAGGGACACAGACAGAAUGAGCUAUGGGUUUGUAGCGUCCCCUGCAGGAUGACACAUUGACACAGACAGGAUGAGCUAUGGGUUUGUAGCGCCCCCUGCAGGUUGGCACAGUGAUACAGGCAGAAUGAGCUAAUGGUUCAUAGCGCCCCCUGCAGGGUGGCACAGUGACACAGACAGAAUGAUCUAUGGGUUUGUAGCACGCCAUGCAGCUUGGCACAGUGAUACAGGCAGAAUGAGGUAAUGGAUGGUAGCGCCCCCUGCAGGAUGACACCACGACACAGACAGGGUGAGCUAAUGGUUAGUAAUGCCCUCUGCAGGAUGACACAUUGACACAGACAGAAUGAGCUAUGGGUUUGUUGUGCCCCCUGCAGGUUGGCACAGGGACACAGACAGAAUGAGCUAUUGGUUCGUAGCGCCCCCUGCAGGGUGGCACAGUGACACAGACAGAAUGAGCUAUGGGUUUGUAGCGCCCCCUGCAGCUUGGCACAGUGAUACAGACAGAAUGAGCUAUGGGUUUGUAGCACCCAUUGCCAGUUGGCACAGUGGCACAGACAAGGGGCCUAUGUAUAUGGUGAUAAUGACAUGUUUUUUCCGUGGCUGAAUGUUGAUUCUCCCUUCUCUUGUCACAGCUCCGGUCCCUGGCUGGGGAAUAGCUCUUUUGGUUUUGGUGUCAAUCAUUUUGGCCUGUCUCCUGCUAUCUAUGUGCUGUUUGGUAAGUUCGAUGGUCUUAUCUUCCAUUUAUCUCUAUCUGCAGGUUUGAGUUUUCUACAAAUUCUGUGAACUCUGUAUCAUUUGAAUCUGCUUAGAGCUGGGCAGCCACGAAAUGCCAGUUUUGGUACUCAAUUUCAUGGCCAUUUUGAAACAUGGCAACUGAGACCUAUAGUCAUCUAAUGGCAUCGACCUCUGGUAAAGGAACACUUUAGGCAUCAUAAGAUCUUCACUAAAAUGAUGUUGUGUUGGUGCAAGAGGUGCUCAAGAGCCAGAUUACCUCAAGGGGUUAAACCCAGGGGCAUACCUAGAGCAUUUGGCACCUGGGGCGGAUUCAAUUUUUGGUAACCCACCACCCCCCAAACUUUAAAAAAGAAAAGAAAAAAAAAUGUUUUUUUUUUUUUCAAUUUAUAAUUUUUUUUAUUGAAUUCUUUGUUAAAAUAAGCUUAGCGGUUACAGAAAAGCAAGGUACAUGUUAGUAAGUAUCACACGUGCUAGACAUCGCACACAUUUAGUACCAGCAAGUACAAUAUUUACAAAGGUACAACAAUGAUUGCAGGUUAUAGCAGGGUACAAUUUUUUGUACACGUUGCGUAUUUAGCUUAUGUGUUAUUACUUUACGGUGUGUGGUCAUUGUGCGUGUAGUAGGUAUAUCAGGUAAAGCUGCGUUUUAGGUGUAGCUCUAUUUAAUACUACAAUUUUAGGAUUUGUGCCACAAGAGGCCUGCUCACCCCUGCUUUCGUCCUUCUCCUAAGGCGGUGCAAUUUGUACCUCAACUCUGGUUAACCCCUAAGAUAGAAAGGUUACAUAGAAACAAAGGGGGUAUGUAAGGGGGGUUUCACUCCAGUGACUCACUUGAAACUGUGAACUUAUUUUGCAUCUUGCAUAUCUUUAACUAACCUAAUUAAGAGGACUAAAAUGUCUGCCUUGGGCCAGAUUUCCCUGUGGUCACUCCGUCCAACCCCAUCCCUGGGUGGGUAAAUUAAACAUAGUGGUUAUAAAAAGACAAAGGGCCUAUUAGUAAGCAUCUCAUGUGCCAUGCAUCGAACACCCUGGUGCCAGCAUGCUCAAAUUUUAACAUGGUACAGGUAUAUCAAGGGUGCAUGAUAUGAUGUAGUGCAACUUGUAGUUAUGAAUCACUUGCGUAGAAACACGUUAUAUUGCCUGAUCCUUAUACAUGUAAAAGGUACACCAGGUAGAGCUAUGUUAUGGGCCUUGCACUAAUACUUCAGCUGCAAAGGUUGUAACGUGAGAAGCUUUGUCGUCAUCAGUACCCUUGAUUGGUAGGAAAAAGAAAAAAAGAGAAAAAGGAGGGGGAAAGUUAGAGGGAGGGUUAGUUUCACUCCAUAGACACACUUGAAAUCCUGAGCUAAUUUUACCUCAAAGAACCUUUAGCUAACAUGACUAAGAUGACUGCCCGUCCCACUAUCUAUCCAUCCUAAGUCCUGGGAUGGUCAGAGCGAGUACAAUGCACCUAGUUGUUCAUUCACCACCUUGGUUGGUAAACAGUGCCUAGGAAGCUAGUAAAUUAGCGCAGUGCCUCUAAUACAUUUAACUCGCCAAUCAAAAUCGUACUUGGUUUGUAAGAUUUGCUUAAGUUGUUUGGGUAAAUUGAUGGGUAAUGCCUGUGUUUUGGACGUAUUAUUUUUAUAAUAUGAAAUUUGACCAUAUAGGGAAAGCUGGUGCAUUAAUGGUGGUAAGGAGUUAAGCGGUUCGCACAAAAAUAUCAAAAUGUCAUUUGCAAAUACCGAUAGUUUUUUUUCCCCAGCCGGGGUCGACAGGCCUUUAAUUACUGUAGUGGAUUUAAUGCUACGUAUUAGAGGUUCUAAGCAAAGAAUAAAUAUAAGUGGUGAGAGAGGGCAACCUUGCCGCGUACCAUUGGAGAUAUGGAAUGCAGAUGACAGGAAACCAGUAUUAAAUACCUUUGCCGUGGGGUUGGAAUAGAGUACCUAAAUGCUCCGGACAAAGGCCUUGGAGAAGCCCAACCUGGAGAGUGUAGAAUCAAUAUAGGACCAGUUUAAACAGUCAAAGGCCUUCUCUGCUUCCAAAGCCAAAAUAAUGCCUAUUGUUCACCCAUUCUAUCAGGUCCAAUGCUAAUCGGGUAUUGUCCCCCACCUACCGGUUCGGGACAAACCCUGCUUGUUCAGCCGAGACUAGCUGCGGGAGUAAUGGUUUGAUUCGGGGUGCAAGGAGUUUGGCGUAUAGCUUAAGGUCUGCAUUGAGCAGCGAUAAUAAUGUAUUUAACACUGAGCAGUAUGUGUGUGUUUUGUAUUUUUUUAAAUCUAUUUAUAAUGUAUUUAGCAAUGAGCAGUGUUUGUGUGUUUGAAUGUAAGCAUGUUUUUGUAUGAAGUAUGUGUGAGUGAAUGUGGAGGUGUGUUUGUAUGUAGUGUUGGCAUUUGAUUGCAGGCAUACAUCUGAUGUGUGUAGUGUGGUUUUUCAAUGCAGUAGGGUGUUUAUAUAUAAUGGUGGUGUUUUAAUACAGAGUGUGUUUGUAUGUAGAGUUGAUGUUUGAAUGCAGGAGUGUAUUUGUGUGUUGUGUUGACAAGAUGCGAGAUGUAUGCACCUAUAUACAUACAUGCACAUAUACAUACACUGAUACACAUGCAGGUGCAUAGACGCACAGAUGCACAAUGGCAGACAGAUACACACACACACAUACACUGACACACAGAUACACACACCCACACACCCAGAUUCACAUAUACAUAGGUACACACAGACACAAAUACAGACACACAGACACAAAUACAGACACACAGAUACACACACUGACACACACAGAGAUACACAUAUACAGACACACAGAGAUACAAGUGCACACACUGACACAGAUACAGAUGCCUAGGGCCAUCGGAAGCAGUGCCCUGGGCACCCACCCAAUGAAUAGCACCCGGGGUGGACUGCCCCUUAAUACACCACUGGUUAAACUGUUAACAAAUAGUUAAACUGCACAGUACUAAAUUUGGCAUGUGAUCACCAUGUCCCUCUCCUUCCGUCACAGUCUGAGUCAGUUGCUAUGUAUAUGGUAAGAGUAAUACAUGUAGAACAUGUUUGAUUCAUACAGGUUCCAUGCAGAGUACUAUGUAGAACAUAUGUGAUACGUACAGGUUACAUGCAGAGAACUAUGUAGAACAUGUGUGAUACAUACAUGUUCCAUGCAGAGUACUGUAGCAGAGCUCCCUGUACCCCAACUGGAUACCUCCACCAAGGAUCACUUCCUAGCUGGAACCGGGGAAAACCUCAGUGCUUCUGCCCCAGUUGUCGUGGCUUGACUGGGGUCCUCCUGGAACUUCUCCAUCCUGGAACAGUUUCCUCCCAGGGAUUGGAUGACACACAGUCCUGGGAGCUAUAGUCCUUACAAGGACUUUUCCCGCCGAAUCAUCCACGAGCUAGUGCAAGGCAAUGAGCAAUCAAUGGCCCUUUCCCUCCCAGUAACUAGACGACACAUAGUCUGGGAGCACAACUGAUUUUAAUGAGCCAAACGUGGCCUUUUAUGCACAAUACAAUUCAAGCACAAGCCCCAAACAAUACAAUCUAAGCCAGGAAUCUCUGGGCAUGGGAGAAAAUUGAGUUAAAGAUCAGUAAGUGAAUUAUCGCCAGGAACAGAGAGCCAAACACUAAAACAUAAAAACAUAAAAGUACCCUAAAACAUAAUAAAAACAUACAAUAACCCCAAUGUCUUACAUGCCCAAACAGCAUCUGAUCUGAUCUGAGUGCUCAAGUUGUCCAAAGCAAGAUCCAUUCAGUGUAGGGGAAAUGCCAUUGGGACAAAGUUCUGACCAGCUAUACUCGUGGUCGUAAGCCCAAAAUAUUUCCAGAGCGUUUGGCGAUUUUGACGGGCAACUUUCGGGAGGUACUACGUCCGAAAUACGGGGUGCUCUACCUGGUUCUCAAAGAAUGUUUGUUCCUCUUAGUCUCAGGCAUCUUGCCUCCAAAAAGUGCACCCCUGGCAGGUCACAAAGUGGUUUAAAACCCCAGACCAAGUUACCCAGGAACCACAAGGUCACCUAGCCGAAAACAGUUCCAUAACAUUCGCGGCUAAGUACCGCUGAGGUGACUGGAAACCACGAAGUCCUCAUGCUGAAAUUAGUUCCAUAGCGGUAAUGGCUAAGUACUGCUGAGGACCGUUUGUGCGUUUGGUCAUGCAAACAGCAUACAGGUUCCAUGCAGAGUACUAUGGAGAACAUGUGUGAUACAUACAGGUUCCAUGCAGAGUACUAUGGACAACAUGUGUGAUACAUAUAGGUUCUAUGCAGGGUACUAUAAAGAACAUGUGUGAUACAUACAGGUCCCAUGCAGGGUACUAUGGAGAAAAUAGCGAGACUGUAAUGUGCAGAGACUAAUCAAUAUGUUACGAGUAUUAGUCUGAUGUCGCUUUAAAAUUCAUAGAGGUGGCAAUAAUCUGUAAUGAUGUCACGGGGCAUUAUUUAAAAACUUGUUGCUAUGCUCCUAGCGCUCACCAAAGGACCAUCAGCACCAUAGACACUAUAAGCACUGCAGACUCCACGAACCGCCGCUGCUGGGCUAGGAUCUCGCCGUCUGCUAUCCUUCCUGGACCUAUGACCAGGCUCCAGGUUCCAGUAGGUGAACCUCUUCCUUUUGUAGAGCGAAGGAGGAUCAGGAACAAGAGCUCUUUCAAGAGCUGAGUAGACAAGGGAGUAUGAAGAGCAUAGCAAUCCCUGUAGUGAUUAAAGCUGUCCCUUCAAACAUGAGUCAGGGCUGCAAGUUAGAGGGUCAAGUCAUUCUCAUUUAUUUGGCACCAAAGGGCCUUCUUUUAUGCAGGUUUUCCUUACGUAGGACCACCCACAGGGUUUUACAGAACAACCAAUAACACAGGUACAUUACAGAAAACACUCCCAGCAAUUACACACAAAAUCCUCCCUACUGCCUGUGAUAUAAUUAUGGUACACAAUGGUUAACAUAAUUAUCAUAGGCAGAAAAAAUAAAGUUUUUAUACAUGUGCUAAAACUUUAAAACCAUACAUCCAAUCUUCACAUAUUAUUAAUCAGCAUCCUUUAAAUAUAAACAUACUCAAAAAUCACAAAAAUCCGUCCAGUAGAUCAAAAGUUAGCUGGAAGUCCUUUAUGACCGACCAUAAGCACAUUUUAAUGCCCAAAACAGUUCCAUAUAUUUGGGCUGUGCGGUCAGUCUAUUUCAGGCUGAAAAAAUGACUUAGUCUCUGCAGCUUAAAGUUCAGUAUGGGAGAAGGUACAGGUCAACGGUGUUCUCAGAAAUGUGCAGCCGAUUUUAGUUCCAUUAAUUUGGCUGCACACACCGCUGACCGUAUUUGAAUGAAUAAAGAUGGCGCCGCGACGUGUUUGUUUGCGUGAACGGCAGCCACCCAGCGUUCGGCAAUUUACCUACAGCAAUCCCACAACCUGGAAGGUAAAUUGCCUGCACACUUCCACUUCUGGGUGGUCCACCUGUGUGGUACUUGGUUCAGUGAUCCCUUUUUUCUGAGCCAAGUGUAAAGAAGCCAGGAACAAAAUACUUUUAACAAGUUUAGGGACACCGUCUUAAAGGGGCAUUGUCCCAAUUUUCUCUAUGUCCCAAAAAUGUGCUUAAAGGGCCAGCACCAGUCCCAUAAAAAGUCCAUAAGCCCCAAUAUGCUCACAGACUGUUCUUAAAGGGCCAUACACACCCAGUCCAUAGUUAUGGGGGAGGAGGCUGGAAAAUAGGCUCCUCCAUAAUCCAUUGAAGCAGGGCAAUUUGUAACACUCCUAAUCCCUCUGGCCAUUCUAGAUUCAAAGUCCCUUCUAAUUGGUAAAGUGGCUGUAUCACAGAGGUUCUAGAUUUACAAUUCAUGUUGACUGUAACCUGUUUUCAUUUAUUCUGACUGUGGAACGCAUGGUAUAAUCUUAAACUAACCUUAGACAUUAUUACAAUAGUUUUAAUCACUGUAUCGUGUUAUGUUUUCUUUUCCAGCCUUUCUUGUGCUGUAGAAGUAGCAGCGGAGACAACAAUCAAAAUGACCAGACAUUUUACAUGCCUCAUUUCCGACUCAGCAAGAGGAGCGCACAGAAUUAAAUUUUAAACCAGCUGGUAUUCGUAAAUGACUAUCUGAAAGUGCCAUUGGUCCAGGAGUAAAGCAAUGCACCGUGGGCCCUAAUUUAUUGCCAUCCUCUAUUCAUAGUUAACAUUGAGGUUAACAAAUAAUGGGGAAUGUCUUCUUACAGUGCCAAUAAUUUACCCAAAGUCAUAGACUCCCCCACCUCUUAAAUCUCAUACCGAAAGUGCCAGGAAUGAUGGAAUAGAGCCCCCUACUGCCCCUUCCCCCCGCCAUAUCUAUAUCAGGGCUUGUUUAUUAGAUUAUAAUAAUUAUGUGAGGAUCUCGUUUAACGAUUGUCUUAAAGGGACCAGCAAUGCUUAAAUAGAAAGGGAUGAUACAUUUUUAUAAAUAUAGAUUUUAUAAAAAAGCACCUUUUGAGAAAUGAAAAUAUAUAUAUGUAAAAGUCAAGUUACGAUUCCCUAUGUAACUGUGUGCCAUGUGAAUUAUCCAUUAUCAAUGGGUUGAUUCAAUUCUAGACGGACUGUGAUAUAAAGAUAAUACUUUCAUUUGCCUUUACCGGGAAAACAUGUACACGUUUACUUUGUGCCUGUGAUUUCACAGAUUGUCCCAAAAUGUAUUCCUGUAGCAAAGAAAUGUAGAAGGAAUAUUGAUAAAUAUUAAAGUUUUUCAAUGUGCUAUCUUAUGUAGAAACACUUUAUAUGACGGAAUUUCGAGCAGUUUGAUUUAUGAUUUUUUCUGAAUUUUCUCGCUUGGAUUUUGCAAUUCAUUGUGGAUCCCAAAACGAUAUUUAUGAUUGUUAAGUUCUUUUAAUACCUCACUGAUAAUGUCAGCAUGUUUUCUAUAAUGUAUUUUCCCAUUUUGUGUAUUUUCAUCAUACUUUAAAACAAGAAGAUUUGGCCAAUUUUAUAUAUAUUUUGGAAUUAGAAAACUCAUUAAAAUAACCUUUUUAAAGCAUUGCUAUGAAUCCCCCUCCUUUGUUCUCUUUCUCUUUAUCACUCAG